This is a messenger RNA of Dromiciops gliroides (monito del monte), 1603 nucleotides long. It is a transcript of the gene TMPRSS13, whose product is annotated as transmembrane serine protease 13. Lineage: Eukaryota; Metazoa; Chordata; Mammalia; Microbiotheria; Microbiotheriidae. Gene Ontology annotation, biological process: proteolysis. The record is from RefSeq and is a predicted model, not a curated record. Gene Ontology annotation, molecular function: serine-type endopeptidase activity; protein binding. Gene Ontology annotation, cellular component: membrane.
AUGGAAGGGGACAACCACUCGAAUGUCUUGCCUUCCCGGUCAUCACCCACCUGGUCACCAUCCACUGAGUCAUCCCCGGCCAGAGCAUCCCCGGCCAGAGCAUCCCCUGCCAGAGCAUCCCCAGUCAGAUUGGUUAGAUCAUCUCCAGUGAGCUCUACUGUCAGAUCAACUCCCACAAGGUCAUCUCCAGCCGCACGGGCAGCCUCAGAAAGCAGAAGUGUGUCUAUGCCCAAGAUCACCUGGCAGGGAAGCCAGAAGAGACUUACCUUCAUUGGCUGUAUCCUGCUGCUCAUCAUCCUGGUCGUCGCUCUCAUCCUAUUGUUUUACUUCUGGAAGGGCCACACAGAGAUCAAGUACAAGGAGCCCAUUGAGAGCUGCCACAGGAACGCGGUGCGCUGUGAUGGGGUUGUGGACUGCAAGUUUAAGAGUGAUGAGCUGGGCUGUGUGAGAUUUGACUGGGAUAAGUCUAUGCUUAGACUCUAUUCCGGAGUCCACCGCCAGUGGUUGCCUGUCUGCAGUGAAGGCUGGAACAAUUCCUACUCUGAAAAGAUCUGCCGACAGCUUGGCUUUCAGAGCGCUCACUACACAGGUGAAGUUAUUAACCAAGGGUUAACCAGUAGUUACUCUGUUUCUGAGUACAACAACACCAUCCAGGAAAGCAUCAACAGGUCUGACUGCCCUUCCCAUCAGUUCAUUUCUCUUCAGUGCACUCGCUGUGGUAUGAGGGGCAUGACCGGGCGGAUUAUUGGGGGGGCCCUGGCCCCUGAGAGCAAGUGGCCCUGGCAAGUUAGUCUCCAGUUCGGCACUACUCACAUCUGCGGGGGCACCCUCAUUGAUGCCCAGUGGGUGCUCACAGCUGCCCAUUGCUUCUUUGUGACCCAAGAGAAGAUCCUAGAGGGCUGGAAAGUGUAUGCAGGGACUAUCAACCUGCACCGCUUGCCUGAAGCAGCCUCUGUCUCCCAGAUCAUCAUCAACUCCAACUACUCCGAUGAGCAAGACGACUAUGACAUUGCUCUCAUGAAGCUUGACAAGCCCCUGACCCUGUCUGCUCACAUCCAUCCUGCCUGCCUACCCAUGCAUGGGCAGACCUUCGGUCUCAAUGAGACCUGCUGGAUCACAGGCUUUGGCAAGACAAAGGAGACGGAUGAGAAGACUUCCCCCUACCUGCGGGAGGUUCAAGUCAAUCUCAUUGACUUUAAACAGUGCAAUAACUAUUUGGUCUACGACAACUACCUGACUCCUCGAAUGAUGUGUGCUGGGGACCUCCGAGGAGGGAGAGACUCUUGCCAGGGGGACAGUGGGGGGCCUCUGGUGUGUGAGAAGAACAACCGAUGGUACCUCACAGGCGUGACCAGCUGGGGCACAGGCUGUGGCCAGAGGAACAAACCUGGUGUAUACACCAAAGUGACAGAAGUGCUUCAUUGGAUUUAUAGCAAAAUGGAGGGUGAGGUGCGGGGUCAAAAGUCCUAAGAAGUGGGUAUGGCAAGCCAGACCAUUUCACAGCAUUGACUGUGAAGGCUCUACCUGUGAUUGAAGCUGCAGGGAUUCUCCAGCAUCACCUGGAAAUGUGGGCCCAAAAGAUGCUCUUCAGUAACUUUAUUAC